AAAACUCAGUCUUGCUUCUCAACUCUCUUUAGGAAACUGUAGCAUCAGUAUAGGCGUAUAGGAUACACCCUUAUGCUGAAUAGGAUUUUGAACAAAGGACUCCGGAGGAGACACUAUUUUAGACAGAGUACACUGGACUACUACAGAGAGCGAUUUGUGAACUAAAGCAGUAGUCUGGAGGUGGAGAGCUACAAGUUACAGACAUGCCGUUCUCCCGUAGCUUCCUGUCCGAGGAGCAGUUCCAGUGCUCCAUCUGCCUGGACGUCUUCGACAACCCUGUGUCCACGCCCUGCGGCCACAGCUUCUGCAUGGCCUGCAUCGGCCACUACUGGGAGGGUCGCAAGCUGUGCCAGUGCCCCCUCUGCAAGGAGGCCUUCCGCAAGAAGCCCCAGCUGCACAUCAACCGCACGCUGCGCGAGAUCACCGAGCAGUUCAAGCGAAUGACCAACAACACGGAGGGCGCGAGCGCGAGCCAGGACAAAGAGGGUGGUUCCAGAGGAGAGGAAAGCCACAACAAACCCGAGGAGGUGGGGGAACUUUUCACGCAGGUGAAAAGAAAGCUUUCCAAAAAUUCUCGUGGUGAGGACAGUGCCAAAAGUGCCAUGUCGACAACGCUGCCUUCAGAUGGCUCCCAGGUGGCUGCUGAUCCCUCUUCCUCACCCAUCACACGGGCUGUGUCCUACCGGAGGUACACCAUGAGUGGGGCAGCAAACACUCACAGGGGGGCACUCUGCCCCAAACACCACCAGCAGCUGGAGAUGUUCUGCAGGACUGACCAGCAGUGCAUCUGUGUGGAGUGUGCAGAGCAGGAGCACCAGUCACACAGCAUUGUCUCUGCAGAGCACCAGUGGCAGGAGAGCAAGGCACAAAUAAACAUCACAGAACUAGAGAUCCAAGAGAUGAUCAGAGAACGGCUGAGGAAGGUGGAGGAGAUCAAAUUAUCCCUGGUAAACAUCAAGAUGUGUGCGGAGCGGGAGACCCAGGGGAGCGUGCGCGUGUUCUCGGCCCUGGCGGAGGCCAUCGAGCGGAGCCAGGCCGAGCUGCUGGAGGUGAUCGAGAUGAACCGGCGCUCGGCGGAACACCAGGCGGAGGGCAUGAUCCGGGAGCUGGAGCAGGAGGUGCUGGCCCUGAGGAAGAGGAGCAGCACUCUGGGGAACCUGCUCCAGGCAGAGGACCACGUCAGCUGCCUCAAGAGUUACUUCUCAGUUCUCUCCACUCCUCCGGCCGUGAAGGAUUGGUCUGACAUAUCUGCGUCCUCAGACCUAGGGACCAGGAGAGUGUACCAGAGUGUUUGUCAUUUACUGGAGCGCUUCCAAGAAGAGCUGCAGAAGCUUCCAGAAGUAGGUACUCAAAAUCAAGCGGAAUCCUCGUUGAUGAAGUCCCAACCUAAACAGAAGCGGAUACAAGAUUAUGCAGUGGACAUCACUCUGGACCCGGCCACCGCUCACCCCCGGCUCAUCCUCUCCGAAGACCGGAAGAUGGUGAAGUGUGGCGACAAGCACCAGCCACUCCCGGAUAACCCAGAGCGCUUCGACCGCGUGGUGUGCGUGCUGGGCCAGGAGGCCUUGGGGUCGGGACGUCACUACUGGGAGGUGGAGGUGGGGAGCAAGACCGACUGGGACAUCGGUGUGGCCAGCCACUCCAUCAACAGGAAGGGCAAGAUCACGGUGAACCCCGGCAACGGCUACUGGUUCCUCAGCCUCCGCGACAAGACCAACUACGCCUUCCGCACCGAACCCUCCACCAGCGUGCCCGUCAACUCGCAGCCACAGAAGAUCGGCGUGUUUGUGGACUACGAGAAGGGGCAGGUGUCUUUUUACGACGUGGAGGGGAAGGUCCACAUCUUCACCUUCCUGGACACCUUCAGUGGAAUGAUUUAUCCUUUCUUUAGCCCCUGCACCAAUAAAUCAGGAAAGAAUGAAGCACCUCUGAUCAUCUCCACCAUUCUGUUGGACUAGAAGUGGCAAGAAGUCUGUGCAUUACAGUGGGACUCGCCUGCAAAGUGGUAGGAGGGCCCUGGGCAAGUAUGCAUUAGAUUAGAAAGGCAGGGACCUGGGAGCAGGGGCGCUGCCAGAAAUGUUGGGCCCCAUGAAAGAUUUGUAUUUUUUUGAGCCACCUUAAGGGCCCCUGUCAGUGCUUGGGCCCUUAGAAUGUGUAACACCUUUCCCCCCCUAGCGGCACCCAUGCCCGGGAGUGACGUGGCACAUAGGGCUAAGGCGCCAUUCCAGAAAUCCAGGGAAACAUGUGUUUCAGUCCAAUCCGAUCCUUCUUCUCUCUCACACACCUGCUGAAUAAAGGCAUAAAAGCCCUAAAAUAUCAGGCUAAUAAAGACAGACGGGACCCCACAAAGACUGCUUAUAAUGCUUAGUGUUAUGGACCACCUGUUGUAGGGAAAUCAAGAAAUGAUUUAGCUAAAAAGGAAUAGGCAUAUAUAACUCGUUUGGUCUCAGUGAAAUGUGUAAUUAAUUGAUUUAUUUUUUUCUGUGGGACUAAAAGAGGGUAGUCUGUUGGGCUGACUACCUUAAGCCCUAGAGGCAGGUUAGACACAUUAGAGUAUAUAUGAAGUGAUGAAAUGAUGUUUAGCUAAUAAUGUAUAAUCAUUUGUUCUUAUUGAAAUGUGUACGUUCUGUCUUUACAAAGGUUUUGAAGAAAUGAAAGGCACACUUCGUCUUCAUUAGAAAGCUUUUUAAUGAAGACGAAGAUUGCCUUGGAUUUCUUCAAAACAUCUCAGAGUUACGUUUGACCAAAGAGCACCUUCGCACUACCAAACAGAACGCCGAAGCCCUCUGACCUACAUCUUCUGGUGUAAAUUUGUCUUUCCUUUCCCAUGUUUGAUAACCGCAAAUGUUACAAUUUGUAAUUUCUUUCAUACAGUAUGUCUUCUAGUAAACAAUUUGUGAAAAGACACCAUAAAAGGCACCUGUUUUAAGUGUGAUAACGCAAGGUUUGGCAUGGGUACUUAUGGAUUAGUUUAGAAAGUUAGGGACAAAGAUGGCUUAGGGCAGCAUGGGUAAGCGGUUACGGCUUUAGACUUGUAGCCCAAAGGUUGCCGGUUCAACUCCCCACCCGCCAGGUUGGUGGGGGGAGUAAUUAACCAGUGCUCUUCUCCAUCCUUCUCCAUGACUGAGGUACCCUGAGCAUGGCACCGUCCCGCUGCACUGCUCCCUUGGGGCGCCAAUGGGGGCUGCCCCCUUGCACGGGUGAGGCAUAAAUGCAAUUGCGUUGUGU
Messenger RNA from Engraulis encrasicolus (European anchovy), 3228 nucleotides. Its product is annotated as E3 ubiquitin-protein ligase TRIM39. The record is from RefSeq and is a predicted model, not a curated record. Bases 204 to 1958 code for a protein of 584 amino acids. Gene Ontology annotation, biological process: protein ubiquitination. Gene Ontology annotation, molecular function: protein binding; zinc ion binding; ubiquitin protein ligase activity. The transcript has 8 exons. NCBI's taxonomy places the organism in Eukaryota, Metazoa, Chordata, Actinopteri, Clupeiformes, Engraulidae. Gene Ontology annotation, cellular component: cytoplasm.